GUGAAAUUUUAUGGUUAUUAAUACUUUUAUCAUUAGCAAUAUUUUUGUCCACUGUAAACAAUCAUUAAACAUUUGAAUGCGAAAAGAGACUAAGUAGGUAAAAUAAUGUGGCUUCAAUUUAUUAUUUUAUUAAUGUCAUACGCUGGAGAGCUUUUUGCAUCUAAACAGGUCGAAGUAGAAGCGGAUGUACAGAUGGACCCCAGUUUUAUUGAAUUAAUAAAACAAGGCCUUGAUGAUGAACUGGAAUUAGGAUACUUUAGAAGUCAAUCGGAUGGCGAUGGUCCUAUAAUGGAGAUAAUUAAAGACAAUGCUUUACAUGAGCUGUUAAGAGAACAUUUACCAGAGAUAACAACUGGAGGUUAUUCAAUAUUUGCACAAAUAAAUAAAUAUGAAGAGCGAUCACAGCAGAAAGGCAUUGAUAGUAUUCAAGCUAUUGCAGAUCAUGCGCAAAACAGUCUUAACUUUUUAAAAUCCGAUUUUAUUCCUAUAGUAAAAAAGACAAACGCCGAUUAUAUUAUAAUGUUGAAGAAAUACUUUUCAGACCUUGGCAGGGAAAAACCUGUUUUCGAGGUAGAUAAAGAAUAUAUGAUUUUAGAUAUGAUUAACGUUGCUUGUAUGAUUAGAAUGAAAACUCACAAAAAACUCUUGAAGAGAUUGUUGGCUUUAGCUCAAGGCACGACAGAAGAUGAAGUAGAAAUACUAUCUGAUACGCUUCGCAUAUUUAGUGAUAAUGAUAAACGGCAGGAAGUGAACUUCAUGUGUGCGAGUUAUAAAAUUUGUAGACCAAAUCCUACAUUCUCAGAAUACCUGUUUAGAUUACUGGAGAAAGUUGUGAACCUGGACGAUGAGCAAUUUCAAUAUUGUAUUAUAAGAGUUUCAAAAUUAUUACUUACAAAGCGGAACUUUUUUGAAAGCGUAUUACGGGAAAAUAUAGUUGCUUUUUUGGAAACGAAAUUCCAUGAUAUGUCUUCAACAGAAGUACAAGAAAUGAGACGCAUUAUAGCAUUUUUACAUUCUAUUAUAAUUCGACGGUACAAAAUUAAUCACACCAAUGAUAAAAAAAUACAAGACAAGGCGAAAUCGGCAUUUAUAAUUUUAGACAUUGUGGAUACUGCCUUUGGAAUAGAUGGCAAAGAUGUAUAUGGUACUCAUAUGGAGAAAUGGACUUCAUCAAUCGCAGAUUGGGCAAACAAUAUUAUGAAUAACAUAGACACGACAUUAUAUGACUUAGUACAAUAUGUUUUUGAAGCCAUGGCUUACAAUUUUUCAAAGCGAGCUAAAGAAGAAAUAAUGGCAUUGGCAGAUAUACUUUUUUUUGACACUGUCACAAAACAAAACGCAACGGAAUAUUUGUUGACUGAAGGCUCAAAGUUUGUCAGAGGAUUACUUCAUCCACCAGAGCCGAAAAAGCUUUGGUAAACCGAUUUGAUACGUGUGUUUCCUCUUUUAAUACCUAUGUGUUUCAAAUAUAUUUAUUUUAAUGUAAUAGGCUAUUAGACUCAUAUCUAAUUUAACGCAAUAAAUGAUUGUCUUCUGUAAUAUUUGACAUAAGAAACCAAUAUUUAAUGAUUUUGGGUAUUAAAUGUGUACGACGACGUAUCUUUAAU
This is a messenger RNA of Leguminivora glycinivorella, 1607 nucleotides long. RefSeq lists its product as uncharacterized. Bases 106 to 1419 code for a protein of 437 amino acids. The transcript has 2 exons. Lineage: Eukaryota; Metazoa; Arthropoda; Insecta; Lepidoptera; Tortricidae. The record is from RefSeq and is a predicted model, not a curated record.